Molecule: messenger RNA, 2952 nt
Organism: Aspergillus affinis
Lineage: Eukaryota; Fungi; Ascomycota; Eurotiomycetes; Eurotiales; Aspergillaceae
Product: putative cell morphogenesis protein Sog2
Exons: 4
Coding region: 1-2952 (983 amino acids)
Molecular function (GO): protein binding
Source: RefSeq, a predicted model, not a curated record
AUGGUUCGACCCGAAGACGCGAUCAGAAUGCCUCGUGCAUACCGUGGCGAGGCCGAGGAGGAUGACAGAAGCAGGCGAACGCCGGAACAGAAUGGUCCUUCCUCUUCCUCUUCUUCGUUAAACAGCGAGGGACCAACCCCACAGGACGACGAACCGACGACGAUAGUUACCGGACCUACGGGCGAUGGAAACAAUAGCCAGAGCAACUCUCACCCCGGCCCCCGAACCCUGUCUCCGGACGAAACCAUCGAACUUGCUCGACGCGCAGUGGAAAAUGGAAUCCAGGAGACCAAACGCUCGUUAGCCGGAAGUGAAGCGGUCAGGGAUGUAGUCAAACCGAAAUUGACUAUCGACUUAGGUCACUCUAAUAUCAUCCGUAUUCCCGAGGCCGUGGUGGACGCCAUCAAAGAUGAAGUUGAAAGGCUUUCUCUCUCGAACAAUCAACUAUUCCACAUCCCCUAUCGCUUCGCCGAAUGCUCUCAUCUGCGAUAUCUCAACAUCCGUUCCAACAACUUCCGCGAGUUUCCCAAGGGAGUGUACAAACUGCCGUUUCUAGAAAUUUUGGAUCUCAGCCGAAACAAAAUUAGCCAUCUACCAGAAGAAAUCAAAAAGUUGACCUCCUUACGAGUUUUGUCGGUGAUGUCAAAUCGCCUUGAUGACCUACCCCUCGGAGUUUCGGAUAUGAACAAACUUCAAAUCCUGAAAGUGGCUGGAAAUCCCUUGCGCUAUCCUCUGCGGCGCCUUCUUGAAACCUCGGACACUGAAAUUGGCCCUUCCACCAUCACCGACAACGAGAAGGAGGUAGCGGUUACAGCCGAACUCAAGAAGUUCCUGAAGACCAAACAACCCGUUGCCGCGCCGGAACUUGAUCCGCGUCUAGACAUGAGUGAACUCAUGCUGGAUACCCCGAAACCUGUCAAGCGUGGCAUGAGUAGUCGCUUCCCCGUGAUUCCGAGCACAGGGGACUCCUCAUCUGAUCCUAAGUCGCCAUCAUUAUCUCGACCUCCGCCAAUCCCUCUCAAAUCCCACUAUCGCAGACAGAGUUCCAUUUUCCAGAGCGGGAUGCUCCAACGACCCAUCGCCACGCUAAGUGAGCGCAACCGCAGUAACAGCGAAGGUAUCAUCCAAUCAUCCUCCUACGCUGCACGAAAUAAACGUAUGGGGGUCAUCAACCGGAAGAAUACCGACCUAGGGACCCUAGACGAGACGCGACCGUAUCGGAACAGCCAUUUGCGAGGAUUGAGUUAUGGAUCAAUUCUCCGGCCGAGAGCGACGGGUGCCGCGGGCGGCAGUAACUCUUCCAGUCCGAGCAGUCCAAGAGAACGCCGACGUCUGAAAGAUGGCUUCGUCAAUCGAAUGUCAAGCUUACCGGAACAAAAGGCCGAGAGGGAGCCAGGCGAGCCUGUCAUUGAGAGUGCUAAAGGAAUCCUAUUCGCUCUUUUCCAGGUCCAAUCCCAUGUUUCCGCUCUGAUCAACGUUAUCAAGCGAGACGAUGCCCGACGUAACAGCCUUGAAAUUGUAUUCUACAACGCAUCCACCCAUGUCGACCGGCUCAAUGAAGCGUUGGAAAGUGUGGAAAAGUCUCGACCUGGCGACGCGGAAUCAAAACGGUUAUCGAAGGAGACCGUCAAAAGGGAAUGCGAAACGUGCGUCAUGGCGUACACUCACGUUGCAACGCAACUUCGCAACAGCCUCGAUAAGAUCGUGGCCAAUGGGGACUCGCGCUACGUACGUUCGCUGAUGCUCAUGAUCUAUGGCAGCGCCAUUGAGUUGCGGAAUGCUUGUGUGAGUCUAGGAAUUCCCAUUGCUCGUCAACAGCCACCGGCUGCCGCCAAACCGCCCAUACCUGCAAUCCACAAGGAGUCCGUCAGCUCCGACCGGUUCCCUGGCCCGACCGUGACGCCCACUAGAGGAAGGGCACCGUCGUUCGCGAUUCGACGGUUUCGAAGCGACACUACAAUCCAACAUCCUCAAAUCCCUACGAGUGGGCCCCUGCCUGCGGCGGCCCAUUUCCAGUCUGCAGUCAGCUCGCCCGGUCUGGCUUCCACCCCAUUCAGCUUUGGAGCACGCAGUCGGUCGAGCAGUCGGUCAAAUCAUAUCAACACAUCAGUGCCUUCUUCCCUCGCAACGCCUCGCUCCGGGGAGUCGUUCCCCCCGAUGCCAAACACCGUUAUACCCCGUAUCAAUCCCCUAACCGGUCUGGAUGAGAUUGAAGAGGAACGCAUUUUCGAGCGAAUAUUCCACCAACUUACCUCGGCAUAUACGGCUGCGCUCCAGGCUUUGCCGUUGGCGCGCCGACAGUUUGUGCGCUGUCUGGAGGUGGCGGAACAAUCACGGGAAUCCGAAGGCAUUCAACUUCUUUGGAACAAUCUCAUUCGCCGCUGCCGAGUGUGCUUGGAAGUCUCCGACGUACUCGGGCAGCGACUCUCCACCAUGAAGGUCAAGGAACCAGGCGGUGGGCUGCGUAACCAGCGCGAGUUCUGGCAACUCUGCAAAGGGUUUAUGCAGUCGUUUGUUGACCUGGUGACGGAUAUGCGUGAAGUCCGAAGUAUGCAUCUGUUACCUUCGGAUAUCAUUAUCCUCCUUCGGCCGGUUCAGAGGGCGAGCAGAGAGGCCGGUCGUUUGAUCGAGGCUUCCCCGUGGUCAUAUCUCGCCGACAUGGCCUCGGCUAAUCCAGCCAAUAUAUACGGCCCCCCUUUGCCAUCCCAGCAUUCGCAGCAUCCGGGAUCCGUAUCUACGGCGAACUCCUUCCACAUUAGUUCGAGCUUGUCGGCGCAGUCGACUGCCCUUCCGGCGACGCCUCUGAGUGCUGCCCUGGGACCCGCUGCGCAGGCCACCGUGCCCUCUACGCCUGCAAGUGCAUACAGCGACAAGUUCUUCGAGGGCGAUGUCUUCCAGCGAGCCGAUUCCUUGCUCUCCAUGCCGAGCCAGACCCCCUUUUUCCGCCGGUGA